GUAAAUAUAGGACAACCUGACCCCCUAGACCCCAGAAAACACGGAUCCCCGGUGAUUCGGCCCCGGCCGCGGUCAUCCUUGGUGAUACGGAGGAUCAACCAAGCGAACGGAUAGCUGCGUCGUCUUGAUGUCUUGGUUUGCAUCUGAUGUGCUUGUGUCCCGAGGGCAGGCGAAGUUUGCGUUGAUAGGGUUGCACGGCAGUUGCAUCUGCUGGUGCAUAGCUUUCCUUUUUUUUUCUUCUUCUUCUUCUUCUUCUUCUUCUCUUUCUCUUUCUCUCUCUUUCUCUAUGGGGAAGUUUUAUGGGGAGGGCUUCAACGCCAAUGUGUUACAACGGGGAAGUAUGGGUCGAUAACAUGUUCCUCCACCCAUGGUACAUGUUGGAGAAGACCUCGGACCUGAAAUCCGGACGUGAGAAAAUGAAAUCAAUAAAACCAC
Messenger RNA from Aspergillus campestris IBT 28561, 435 nucleotides. RefSeq lists its product as uncharacterized. Lineage: Eukaryota; Fungi; Ascomycota; Eurotiomycetes; Eurotiales; Aspergillaceae. The record is from RefSeq and is a predicted model, not a curated record. Bases 128 to 352 code for a protein of 74 amino acids. The transcript has a single exon.